ACGUUUUUUUCCGAAUUCGCUCAUCAAACUCGUCUAAAUUGUUGAUACUGUGACACUGUAUUGUAUUGUGCAUCAUUCGUUGCAAUUUGGUGAUUUGUGGAUCGUGUAUCGUCUGAUUACAGCGUCUUACAAGUUUUGCAGACAAACUCGUGGCGCUACGUUCGUGAUCGUUGAUGGCCCAACGCAUUCGAAUCAUCACAGCUGGGUGUCACUUUUAUUAAUCCCCGUAUGAGCUGCAUCAUCGGCACCUCAUAAUUCUGUCGUCAAGCCUGGAUCCGACAAGUGCAAGUGCUGGCCUUAUAAUGCCACCUUAUAUACAAUCAAACGGUACCAGUACGCCGCCAAACACUCUGCUGUUUUCGUGUCGGCCCGACGCUACGGACCAAGUGGAAACUCGGGUGAAAUGCGUGUUGGUUGGCGAUGGAGCAGUCGGUAAAACCAGCCUGAUUGUCAGUUACACGACAAACGGUUAUCCCACGGAAUACAUUCCUACGGCCUACGAUAACUACGCCGUCGUUGUAAACGUUGACAACAAACCGGUACGGUUGCAGCUGUGCGAUACAGCUGGUCAGGAUGAUUUUGACUCCUUGCGACCUCUGUGCUACCCACAAACAGAUGUUUUCCUGGUAUGUUUCAGUGUUGUCUCCCCCACAUCGUUUCAUAAUGUUGUCGAGAAGUGGGUACCGGAAGUGCGGAAACACAAUAAAAAGACUCCCAUCCUGCUUGUUGGCACCCAAUGUGAUCUCCGCAAUGACGUAAAAGUACUUAUAGACUUGGCUAGGUUCCACGAACGGCCUAUCUCUGAGGAGGAUGCGCGAUCUUGUGCCGCCAGGAUUAGUGCAAUAAGUUACAUUGAAUGCUCAGCGCUGACCCAAAAGAACAUGAAAGAGGUGUUUGACACUGUGAUACUGACAUCACUUAAGUUAAGCUCACAGGCACAGGAAAAGAAAAAGAAAUCUAAGAAAAUAAAGUACCGUGUCAGCGACACUGAACAUGUUAAGAAGGGGUGGAAAAAACUAUGCUGCUUUGUUUGAGGUACUGUGACAGAGAAAGUCUUUACAUGGAAGCUCACAGAGUUAUCAUCUACAAAAACUGACAUUACAACUAGCAUCUUGAGGCAUUUACUUCCGCCCUCUUGCAAUAGUAUACAUAGAUAACAGAAUAAUCAGACUACACAUACUGUUAAACAGUGAUAACUUUGCAUUGAUUGAACCCACAGUCGGUCUAGCCAUGAUUACAUGUCAUGUGAUAGCUGCUGCCUGAAGGUCUACACCACCUCUCUAAUUUCGCUGUCUAUUGACUUAUUCUGGCUUGGUGAUUUGUAAUAAGUGCAAUGUGCUUGGAGGGUCACAAUCAGAUUUUUUUUUAAAACAAAAAAAAAACGACAGACUUGUCAUUUACAUAUAUUGUGCUUCAUGCAAUUGCCAUGAGUAAUAAAGCCCUGCUGUAUAAAUUUCUGUCCAUAUAUUUGAAUUGCAUAUCUUAGUUAGAAAUAAAUUAGGGCACCAGUUAUUUGACAGCAUGAGCAAACAUACUAGCCAUUUCAUUAUUAGGCAUUUAUUUUAUAUAUGUGUUUAUAUUGUCUAGCUGCCAUUACCAUACAAGUUACCAAGGUGAUUACUGACUCUUUGCAUGCAGUGUGGUCGCCAAGACACCACCACCACCACCACUAUGUGAUGUUUCGUAUAUUAUUUCAGUGGUGAACUUUUGGCUGGACAACACGACUGCUAAUAUUUAGGAAACAAUUUUUAAGAUGCAAAGGGUCUAGUGCUAGAAAACCAGCAACAAACUUAGUUAUAUUUAUAAUAUAUAUUUGCAUUGUAAAAUUUGAUCCAAACCAAUUUUUGACAUUUUUAUUCCAGAAGUGCAUUAUUGUAUAUUAUAAAUUUUCUGAUAAAUUUGAUGCAGGUCAGGCUCCAAUACCUUUCCCCUUUUAUCAUACCACAUUUCAUGUAGAAAUUACAUUCUGUGGCUUUUCUCUGAUGGGACUCGUCAACGAAUCAGAGAGCGUUUCAUGCUGUACGUUCAUAACACAAGUUAUGAGUCAUUGUUUGAUCAAAUGUGAUUUGAAUGUUAUUUCCAUUAUGAAAUGUUGGAGCCAGCCUUGACACAAAAAAGUAUCUUUUAAAACAUCAUACAGUAAUUUAUUCCGAAUUUAAGCUUAUAUGCUACUAGACUAUGAAUUAACUUGUCACAUUGGUUGCCAAUAGAUUUUUAUUGCAUAAAAAUAAAAAAUAAAAUUUUGGUUAUAAAAA
Saccoglossus kowalevskii is the source of this 2255-nucleotide messenger RNA. RefSeq names its product rho-related GTP-binding protein RhoU-like. Lineage: Eukaryota; Metazoa; Hemichordata; Enteropneusta; Harrimaniidae. Gene Ontology annotation, biological process: small GTPase-mediated signal transduction. Gene Ontology annotation, molecular function: GTP binding; GTPase activity. The record is from RefSeq and is a predicted model, not a curated record.